UAAUUUUUAACUCAUUCUAAGCCUGAGAAAAUGAGAGCUGGAGACUUUUUGCUUUUCUUCUUGGCCUUCCUUUGUGCUUUGCAGCACAUUCAUUCAAAAUCUUUUACCAUCGACUACGAAAACGAUUGCUUCCUGAAGGAUGGCGAGCCAUUUCGUUACAUUUCUGGAAGCUUUCAUUACGUUCGUGUUCCACGUUUCUACUGGAAAGAUCGACUCAUGAAGAUGAAAGCAGGCGGUUUGAAUACUGUUCAGACUUACGUUACUUGGAAUAUUCACGAACCAGUUCAGGGGCAGUACAAUUUUGAAGGAAAUGCUGACCUGGUGAGUUUUAUUGAGCUUGCAAACAGUCUCGGACUCCUUGUAAUCGUAAGAGCUGGUCCAUACAUCUGCGCAGAAUUGGAUUUUGGAGGAUUUCCAGCUUGGCUGUUGAAGGACCCAAAUAUUCGCGUACGGUCGACUAAGGACAAGCGUUUUCUCGAUGCUGUAGACUCGUGGAUGUCCGUUGUGCUUCCAAAACUGCAGCCACUGUUGUACGUGAAUGGAGGGCCUAUUAUAUCAGUCCAAGUUGAGAAUGAAUACGGCAGUUUCUUCGUUUGUGACCACGACUACAUGAGGCACUUAGAGCUACUGUUUCGCAAACACUUAGGCGACGAUGUGAUUCUCUUCACAGUUGAUAGUGCUUUUCAUUUCCUCUUCAACUGUGGCACCAUACCCUCUCUAUAUCCAACCAUUGAUUUUGGACCGGAAAAGGACCCUGAAAGCGCUUUUGCACUCCAGCGCAAAUUUGCUCCUAAGGGACCACUGGUGAAUACAGAGUUUUACACCGGUUGGAUUGACUACUGGGGGGAAAAGCACCAAGUUAAGGACGCUGCGUUUGUCGCAAAAUCUCUUGACAAGAUCCUGUCUAUGAACGCUUCUGUCAACUUUUACAUGUAUGAGGGAGGUACUAAUUUCGGUUUUAUGAGUGGUGCAAACAUGAAUUUGCUUUCGUACAAACCUAUCCCAACCAGUUACGAUUAUGAUGCACCUUUGACAGAAGCUGGUGAUACCGGCACAAAAUUCCACGUCCUACGGGAGAUAAUAUCUAAAUAUGAGAAAAUCCCAAUCGUUCCCAUCCCAGCUAACACGACAAAGUUUGCUUAUGGCAAGGUGCAAAUGACCAGAAUGUUUUCAUUCCUGGAUGUCGUACACGAGCUUUCUGCUCCCAAUGGACCCGUAAAUACCACUUUUCCUUUGACCAUGGAGCAGAUAGGACAGAACUACGGAUUUGUUCUUUACAGAACAAUGAUCCCCAAAAUUUUCUCGCGAUCAACUGUUCGCUUAACCAUUUCAAGCUUGGUCCGCGACAGGGCAAUUAUCUACGUGGGAAAAGUACGCCAAGUAACCAUGUUUCGAAGCUUCAGUCAGGCUCAUGUGAAACUUGUCGUUGGAAGCCAGCUCCAAUUAGACAUCCUGGUCGAGAAUGAAGGCAGAAUCAAUGCAGGUCCCACGAUGGUCGAUCCUAAAGGAAUUUUUGGAAAUGUCACAAUCAAUAAAACUUUGAUAAAAAACUGGCAGAUGUAUCCCAUAAAUCUGGACAAUGUUGUUUCAAAGGAACUUUCUCAACUACCUCGAGAGGGGCACAAAAACAUUUAUCAUGCAUCAUCAAGUGACAUCUUCGCACCUGCUUUCUUCCAUGGCGAAAUUCCACUCAAUUCCCUCGCAAACGAUGUACACGAUACAUUUCUCAAAGUACCAGGGUGGUCUAAAGGACAAGCCUUUGUCAAUGGCUUCAACUUAGGUCGGUACUGGCCUGUCGUUGGUCCACAGCAGACGCUGUUUGUGCCGGCAAACGUGCUCUCGAUGAAUAGGCAGACUAUAAGUGUGGUGUUACUUGAAUUGGAUGGCGACCCAUGCUACACCCCUCACCACAAUACCACGACAUGUUUUGUUGAAUUUGUGGCAACACCUUCCAUUAAUGGGCCUGUGCAUCCCAUUGGUUAAGGAACAGGACUAUGGAUGAGUAUUUAAAACAUUAAACUUUUUCGCUUUGAUAAAAGUGUAUCGUCACUGGGACAAGAAAAAUAGAGGUGUUCUUAUAUCAGGGAUAAUGAAGAUAUAUGUAUAGGUAAUCACAUGAUUUCGAGUGCAAUUUGAAAUAAAUAAGCACGAGUAAAUUUCAUCAAAGACUAAAAAAACUGCACGAGCCCGUAGGGUGAGUGCAAUUUGUAGUCUUUAAAAAAAUUUAAGAGUGCUUAUUUAUUCCAAAUUGCACGAGAAAAAUCAUGUGAUUACGUUUUAACAAUAUAGAUGGGAUAGCUUAUCACAAUUAUGCAGAAGCAAAGCGCGCGCAUCAAGUGCAAAAAUAAUUUAUUUAAACUUGUGCGUUCGGUCAAAACAACUGCGUACGAUCAAAACAAUAAUACAAUGAUAUAUUCACAUCUUUAAGGUGCAAAAAAGUUCAAAGUCCGGCUAAACAGUUCAAAGAAUUGUUCAGUCUGGUUUUUUACUUCUUUGCACUGAAGUAGCCCUCUUCUACACUGAAUUACUUUAAAAACUGCAUUUAUAUUAACCAAUCAGAAGUUAGUCUAUCAGUCAACCCGUCGACCAGGGUAAUUAAACAUUAUCAACUGAGUUGUUAUCGUAAAUCGGUCCACGUAAAAAGUUUCAAAGUUGAUGCGUUAACCCUUUGUCAGAGCGUCAGCCCUUCGUCAUUCGCUUUGACGAAGGCCAAUCAGUUGA
Molecule: messenger RNA, 2721 nt
Organism: Pocillopora verrucosa
Lineage: Eukaryota; Metazoa; Cnidaria; Anthozoa; Scleractinia; Pocilloporidae
Source: RefSeq, a predicted model, not a curated record